Molecule: messenger RNA, 3672 nt
Organism: Terrapene triunguis (Three-toed box turtle)
Lineage: Eukaryota; Metazoa; Chordata; Testudines; Emydidae
Gene: EPB41L2
Product: erythrocyte membrane protein band 4.1 like 2
Exons: 21
Coding region: 159-3665 (1168 amino acids)
Biological process (GO): cortical actin cytoskeleton organization
Cellular component (GO): plasma membrane; cytoskeleton
Molecular function (GO): actin binding; structural molecule activity
Source: RefSeq, a predicted model, not a curated record
GCCGGGGCGGGGUUUCGCUGGGGUUAUGCUGACGGCUCCGGUCAGGGAAUUUCAACUUCGGAUGUGGCUGAGCUGAAGGCGGCAGUCUUCACUAGAGGCCAGGGAUUAAAUGCUACAUGGAAUAGCCUCUCACUUCAGGAGAAGCAUAAUCUGUGACCAUGACAACUGAAGCUGGCCCAGAGACUGAAGUAAAGAAGGAAUCUGAGCAGCUAGGGGCAGAUGCAGCCAAGGAAACACACGAGGAAGCAACAGAGAGUCAGGAAAAUCAAAAGUCUGAAAAGACACUCUCUGAAGAGGCACAAAGUUCUCCUCCUUCCCCAGCACUAGCUACCCAAAGCAGCCCAAGUAGUCAGAAGAAGGAAAAAGAUCCAUCUGAAGGCAAGGGAAUCUCUCGCUUUAUCCCCCCAUGGCUUAAGAAACAAAAAUCAUAUACCUUGGUGGAGCCCAAAGAUGAAGUCAAGAAAAAACCUGUAGAGGAAAGACCGGUAAUGGAGGAGAGGGAAAGUCAACUUCCAGAGGAUAUGGCUCAGCCAAAGGGAAACUUGGAAGAAGCAACAAUUGAGAGUCAACAGGAGGCUAAAGCAGAUGACAAGGAGGAAGAAGAGAAGCAUUCUGUGAGCAGUGCUGACACACAGCCUGCUAAAGAAGACAAUAAAGAGAUUGAAGUAGAGAAAGUUGCCGAUGAGCAAGAAGAAAAACAAAAAGUAGAAGAAAAGAGGGAGACCAAAGAGGUACAAACAGCUGAAAUCAAAAUGGAGAAAGCACCUCAGAAAGCUCCCAAGAAGAUUAAAACUGUGCCGUGCAAAGUGAUGCUCCUGGAUGGCACCGAAUACAGCUGUGACCUAGAGAAAAGAGCUAAAGGCCAGGUGCUAUUUGACAAGGUGUGCGAACAGCUCAAUUUACUGGAAAAGGACUAUUUUGGCCUGUUGCUUCGAGAUAACUCAGAUCAGAAGAACUGGUUAGAUUCUUCAAAGGAAAUCAAGAGGCAAAUUCGAAGUUUACCCUGGCUAUUCACCUUUAAUGUGAAGUUUUAUCCUCCUGAUCCUUCACAGUUGACUGAAGACAUUACCAGAUAUUUCCUAUGCCUACAGCUUCGUCAGGAUAUUGCUUCUGGCCGACUGCCAUGUUCUUUUGUGACUCAUGCCCUCCUUGGUUCAUAUACUCUGCAGGCCGAGCUAGGCGACUAUGAUUCAGAGGAGCACAAUAACCAUUACAUCAGCGAAUUCCAAUUUGCACCCAAUCAAACAAAAGAGAUGGAGGAGAAAGUAGUAGAACUGCACAAAACACACAGGUGUGUCAGACCUGCUCCUGUGGGUAUCACAGACCAAAGUCUGCUAAGGGAUUUUUCUGCUACCACAGUGGGACCUGCUGGUGUUAUGGUCUUUGACGGUGAAGCUGUUGGCCAGACCAAGUUAAAAAAUGGCGAAGGUAGAGAUGAGGAUGGAAGCCCAACUAAAAUUCCACAACUGGAAUUAACCCAGGAUGAAAAGUCCCUUCACAUGUAUCCACCAUCACCACCCCUUCACUGUGUUUCAUCCUGUCCCACAAACCUGGCAACUAUCCCUGAGAUGGACAUGCUUUUGGACAUUUCAGAGGAAGAUCCCUUUCAGGAAUAUGUCCAUAGCCUCUCAGACUGCUGGGAGUGCAGUCCCAUGAGAGUAAUACCAACUCACAGUGGAAAUGAAGAGACAUUGCCUAAUAAUAUCUUGGAGCCUAUGAGACCCCCAGUUAGUCCCCAUUCUUCUCCUGCAGUAGAGGGAAAGCCCCAUAAAACAGUUGACUACAAAGAUACUGAGUUUAGUAUUUCAUUAAGCUUUAGCAAACUCUUUGCUUCUAAUUUCCUUUCACUGCUUGAUGAGGAUGGCUACAUCAGUUUUCCUAGCCUCCCUGAGGUUUGCAUCUCCUACCUCCCACCUGGUCUUCAACACUAUGUUCCUAUCACCUCUCCCUCAUUCAUUCCCUCUUUUCUCCUUAUCUUUGUGCUGCUUCUCUCUGCUUUUCAGUCUGUUCCUUUCUCACUCACAUUUUCCCUUCCUCUCGCUCUGUCCCUCUGCUACCUGGAGCCUAAGGCGACUUCAUUGAGCGCCUCUUAUGACAAUGACCUGAAUGACAAAGCAGAGGAAGAGGAGGUGGAGGAAGACCAAAGUGGCUUAAUAAUUUCAGCAGCGUCUGUGGCCGAAACAAUAAAGGUGGAAACCGGAGAGGAGGAAACGCAGCAGCAGGACCUGGAUAAGACCCAGGACGACUUACUGAAACAUCAGGCUAGCAUUAGUGAACUCAAGCGCAAUUUCAUGGAAUCCACACCUGAGCCACGCCCCAAUGAAUGGGAAAAGCGGCGUAUCACACCUCUGUCUCUACAGACACAAGGGAAAAAAGGAGACCACAUUUUCCAAAGGAAAAAAUUGCCUGUGAAGGAGAAGCAAUGGACUGCAGUGACAUGGAUUACUGAGGCAAAAACAGAAGAAACUAUCCAGAGCCUAGAAGAGGAAAUAACGUCAAUUUUAUUUAGUAAAGAGGGCUUUUCCACUAGCAUGAAAUCUACCUUCACUUCAUCCACCGCAUGGACAGCAGAGGGCACUGUUGUGAAAGAUAAUGUACCUUCUGAAAUGCUUUCUGCCUCACCCUUCUUACAACUGCCUGAGAAACUUCCUUCCAGAGCAGAAGGGCCUUGCACUGGAGCCAGCGAUGCUGAUAAGAGUUCACAUGAGACUCUGAACGUAGUGGAAGAGAAGAAACAGGCAGAGGUGGGGAUAGAAGAGACUGUAGUCAUAGACGAAAUCAACAGAGGGAAAAUGCAAGCUGUCUCUGAUGCUGGGGAGACCCAUAAGGUGGAACAUGUGUCAAAAAAGGACUCUUCUUCAUUGUCAUCAGAUAGCAGCAGUAGCAGCAGUAGUGAGAGUGAGGAUGAAGUGGUGGGAGAGUAUCAGCCCCAUCACAGGGCGACUGAGGACAUCAUAAGGGAAGAACAAGAAGAAAAUGAAGAUGCCAAAAGAAUGGAGGAGUGUGCAACAAAAAUAAUACAGAGUGUGGAAACUGUACAAGAAGGCAGUAAAGUAAGAGUUGAGCACACGCAAGUUACAGCAAAGGCUUUGGCCCAGGAAAAUGCAGUUGCCAUUAAAACUGCAGAGACGAAUGUAAUGGAAGAGGGGAAGCAAGACUUGAGAGCAGAAGAUGAGGAAGAACAGCUCAGAAUAAACGGAGACGUGUCUCAUGUUGACAUUGAUGUUGUGCCACAAAUAAUUUGUUGUUCUGAGCCUCCGGUAGUAAAGACCGAGAUGGUGACCAUUUCAGAUGCCACACAGAGAACAGAAAUCUCCACCAAGGAAGUCCCAAUUGUUCAAACAGAGACCAAAACUAUCACAUAUGAAUCUCCUCAGUUUGAUGGCAGUGCAGGUGGUGAUGCUGGUGUGCUGUUGAGUGCACAGACUAUAACGUCUGAAUCAGUUUCUACAACUACAACCACACACAUCACUAAGACCGUAAAAGGUGGAGUAUCAGAAACAAGGAUUGAGAAGCGCAUUGUCAUCACUGGAGAUGCAGAUAUUGACCAUGACCAGGCACUGGCACAGGCAAUCAAAGAAGCCAAAGAGCAGCACCCUGACAUGUCUGUCACGAGGGUAGUGGUGCAUAAAGAAACUGAACUUGCUGAGGAAGGGGAGGAGUAAGGUCAAG